AUGGCUACAGAGAGCAAAAUUGUGACUACAUUUUCCGAGCAGCCAUUUUACUCGACAGAGAUCGAGGGACCUUCAACCUCGAAUAGCAGCACACAUGGCACAGUCUACCCUAGUAUACACGACGAGGAGGCCCCGCAGAGUGCAUUCGAGAUAAUCGAACCCCCAGCCCAGCAAUCAGCUGUAACAACCCAUAUUCUCGAACCAGUUCCCAGCGACCACUUUCCCGAUGGAGGUCUCCGCUCCUGGUCCGUGAUCUUAGGAUCCUUCUUCCUGCUUAUGAGCACCUACGGCUUGAUGAACUCAACCGGUGUGCUCCAGAAUUACUUCGCCACGCACCAAUUAUCAAAUUACUCCACUAGUACCGUGGGAUGGAUUCCUGGUGUCUUCCUCCUCUUCGGUCUAGGCCUGAGUGCCCAGGUGGGCUCGAUGUUCGAUCGAUAUGGUCCGACCGGGAUUCUUAUCGCGGGCACUACUUUAUAUGUCGCAGGUCUUGUGGUACUGGCCGAGUGUCAGGUAUAUUGGCAUUUUCUCUUGGCACUGGGGGUUCUCACAGGUUCCGGUGCCGCACUGAUCAGUACUGUCGGUCUUUCCGUUAUCCCGCAUUGGUUUGAUCAGAAUAUCGGGAUGGCGGUGGGUACGGCAAUGGCUGGUGCUGGUCUUGGGGGUGUAACAUUUCCUUUCAUUCUGCGGGCGGCGUUUACUCAUGUUGGAUAUAAGUGGGCGAUUCGCACUCUAGCCUUGAUUGUAGGUGUGCAGUGUGGGAUUGGUACAGUAUUAGUUAAAUCCCGACUUCCCAAAGGAAGAAGCAAGUCAAGUAUCAAUGUACAGGCGUUCAAGGAUGCUAGGUUCACUUGGCUGACAUUGGGAACUUUCAUGUUGGAAUUGGAGGUCUUCGCUGGCCUUGGUCUAUACCCAACAUUUGUCGUUAUGCAGGGGUUCAGCACUGCUACUGGUGUGGUUCUUCUUGCCGUAUUGAACGUAUUCUCCACGUUGGGUCGUCUAGUGGCUGGUCGUGUCGCAGACAAAUAUGGACGAAUCAAUACGCAAGUAACCCUCAUUGUGGCAGGAGUUAUAUCCAUAUUCCUGAUAUGGCUUCCGUUCGGACAUACUCUCCCCGGCCUUUACAUGUUUAGCGCAACUUUUGGGCUAGCAUCAGGCUCAUUCCUCAGUCUAGCACCUGCGUGCAUUGGGCAGAUAUCUAAGGCAAGCGAAGUAGGAGGAAGACUUGGAAUUUGCUACUCUAUUGUCAGCAUUGCGACCCUCGUCUGUAUUCCAAUCGGUGGUGAAAUGUUACAGAAGGUGGGCUCUCGGGGGAUGGUCGGAUUUUUGGGCGGUGUGUUGGUCAUCUCGCUAGGGAUGUUUGUCAUGGCUCGAUGGGCGUGUCUAAGCUAUCGGUGGAGAUGGCAAGCGAAGAUCUAG
This is a messenger RNA of Penicillium angulare, 1419 nucleotides long. Its product is annotated as MFS general substrate transporter. Gene Ontology annotation, biological process: transmembrane transport. Bases 1 to 1419 code for a protein of 472 amino acids. The record is from RefSeq and is a predicted model, not a curated record. Gene Ontology annotation, cellular component: fungal-type vacuole membrane. The transcript has 4 exons. Gene Ontology annotation, molecular function: transmembrane transporter activity. NCBI's taxonomy places the organism in Eukaryota, Fungi, Ascomycota, Eurotiomycetes, Eurotiales, Aspergillaceae.